Molecule: messenger RNA, 1909 nt
Organism: Lycium ferocissimum
Lineage: Eukaryota; Viridiplantae; Streptophyta; Magnoliopsida; Solanales; Solanaceae
Exons: 4
Coding region: 967-1755 (262 amino acids)
Molecular function (GO): nucleic acid binding; zinc ion binding
Source: RefSeq, a predicted model, not a curated record
UAAAAGAAGAUUUCUUAGGAUGUGUGUGUGCUUCCAAGCUAUGAAACAUGGCUUUAAAAACGGGUUGAGACCAUUUAUUGGGUUGGAUGGCACGUUUUUAAAAGGAAAAAGCAAGGGGCAAUUGCUAGUAGCUGUGGGGCAAGAUUCUGUGAAUCAUUUCUAUCCACUUGCUUGGGCCGUGGUGGAUAAAGAAACCAAGAGGACAUGGAAUUGGUUUAUGGAGAUGCUGAAAAUUUCACUGGACUUGAAGGAUGGUGAAGGAUUGACCUUUAUCUCAGAUAUGCAAAAGGGGCUGCUGGAUGCUUUUUCCACAGUAGUUCCUAAAGCAAAUCACAGGUGGUGUGUAAGGCACAUAGAAGCUAAUUGGGCAAAAAAAAAAAGAGGAGUGGGGAGAUGAGAAAGUUGUUGUGGUGGUGUGCUUGGAGAACAUAUGAGGAGGAUUUUAAGGAUCAAUUGAGAAAGUUGGGUUCUUUGUCUAAAGUAGUUGUGGAAGACCUCUUGUGGUAUCCACCCCAAAAAUGGUGUAGGGCAUACCUUGACACAAAAUGCAAGAAUAAUAUGGUGGAUAAUAAUUUCACAGAAUCCUUCAAUUCAUGGAUUCUACAAGCCAGGUCAAAACCUAUCAUAAAAAUGUUGGAGGAUAUUAGGAUCAAGGUAAUGAACAUGAUCAGGGAGCAUGAAGAUGAAGCUAGGAAGUGGAAGAAAGAUUUUAGCCCACUUGCAAUGAGGUUGUUUAAGGAUUAUAGGCACAUUGCACAAGGGUGUGUAAUUGAAUUUAAUGGAGACAAUGGGUAUGAAGUGACAAAGGGUGUAGAUAGACACACUGUUAACUUACUGUUAAAGAAGUGUACAUGUAGGGCAUGAGACUUGACUGGGAUCCCAUGUCCUCAUGCCAUCAAAGCACUAAUUCAUAAGAAAGUGAAUCCACUAACUGAAGUGCAUUGGUGGUACUCCAAGGAGGCUUAUAUGCUGGUUUAUAAGCAUAAGAUGCAACCUGUUAGAGGUGAAAAAUUCUGGAAGGUGGAGCCACAUCAUGCCAUGGAGCCACCACCUUUGGUUAAAAUGGUUGGUAGACCAAGGACCAAGAGAAAAAGAGAAAAAGAUGAAGCUAGGAAAAGGCAGGGGAUAUGGUCACAAUCAAGAAAAGGGCUUCUGAUGACCUGUAGCUAUUGUAGCACACCAGGACAUAACAUCAGAUCUUGUCCAGUGGUCAAAGGCAAGCACAAAAAAAACUUUCAAGACGAAGAAGCUUCUCAAUCAGUAGAGGAUGUGAACAUGAUAGCACCUACAGAAUCUCAAGACUCCGAACCUUUAUUCAUUCCUGUACCUGAAUUAAAUCUGCCUUCUACUCAGCUUUCCAGUAAUCAUUCAAGUCGGCCUGAAUCUGAUCCAACCUUUCUUGAGUUUGAUCCGUACUUUCAUCCUGAAUUUGAUCCAUCCUUCCAUCCUGAAUUUGAUCCAGCCUUCCAGUCUGAUGAUGAAGAGAUCGAACAUGAGUUUGAUCCAACUCUAAUGCCCAAGGUGAUUUCAGAAGCCAACACUAGGCUUAAACAAAGACGGUUGUUGCAAGAUCCUAUUGGUACAAGGAAGAUCAGUUUUAUUAGAGAUGAAAGUGGUGUAAGUUUGCCUACUAAUCUGCCAUAUUCAUCAAGAAAGAUCAGUUGGAACGGAAAGGCUGCAAUGACCUCAAAGCAGCUGGUAGAAGAAAAGGAAAAAAGACUUGGAAAAAUGAAGGCUAGAAGGGGUAGACUUUAGGGCAAUUCAAACUUAAACUUUUUUUUUUGGGUUACUAUGGUGUUAUGUAAUGUCAAUAGACAAGUAAAUUGAUGUUUUUGAUGUUUUUGUGUUGCAUCAGUUAUGCAAUUACUGCUUUUGAGGUGAAUGACUAUACUGGUGCUGUUUUAAUUUC